Molecule: messenger RNA, 1212 nt
Organism: Meleagris gallopavo (turkey)
Lineage: Eukaryota; Metazoa; Chordata; Aves; Galliformes; Phasianidae
Source: RefSeq, a predicted model, not a curated record
GUCCUCAACGGGCAGAUGCGGCUGGGGCUGCCCGGGGAGGUGUUCGCCCGCUCCGAGCAGUACCGUCAGGUCGCCAGCCCCAGGACUGACCCCUACGCGGCGGCGCAGCUGCACAACCAGUACGGCCCCAUGAAUAUGAACGUGGGCAUGAACGUGGCGGCCCAUCACCACCACCACCCCGGUGCCUUUUUCCGCUACAUGCGACAGCAGUGCAUCAAGCAGGAGCUGAUCUGCAAGUGGAUCGACCCCGAGCAGCUGAGCAACCCCAAAAAAAGUUGCAAUAAAACUUUCAGCACCAUGCACGAGCUGGUCACCCACGUCUCGGUGGAGCACGUCGGGGGGCCCGAGCAGAGCAACCACGUCUGCUACUGGGAGGAGUGUCCCCGCGAGGGCAAGCCCUUCAAGGCCAAGUACAAACUGGUCAACCACAUCCGCGUGCACACGGGCGAGAAGCCCUUCCCCUGCCCCUUCCCCGGCUGCGGGAAGGUCUUCGCCAGGUCGGAGAACCUCAAGAUCCACAAACGGACGCACACAGGUAACGGGGGGAGCCGUGCGGGAACGGAGACGGGAGGGUUGAGGGGCAGGAACCGAGGAGGAGGGGAUGCGGGUGAGGAAAAAAAAAGAAAUACGUGAGAAAAACAGAGAGCAGACGAAUAGUGGGAAAAAUCGGGGAGGGAAGAAACAAGGGAGAAAGUCGAUAAGGAAAUAAAUAGGGAAAGAAACUGCGGAGGAAAUAAAUAAGGGAGGGAAUUGGAUGAAAAUUAAUAAGAGAAAAAAUGAGCGAGGAAAUAAAUAGGGGAAAAAAAUCGGGAGAUGAAUGAUAAAGGGAGAAAAAAUAGCGAAGAAAUAAAUAGGAGGAAAAAAAGUAAGCAAUGAAAUGGACAAAGGAGAAAACCGGGGAAGGAAUAAAUGGGGGAGAAAAUUAGGGAGAAAAUAAAUAGGAGAGAAAACGAGGAAGGAAGUAAAUAGUAGAGAAAACGAGGGAGGAAACAAAUAGGGGAAAAAAUCCGAGAGAAAACGAAUAAAAGAGAAAAUUAGCGAGGAAAUAAAUAAGGGAGAAAGUCGGGGAGGAAAUAAACAGGGGAGAAAAGCGGGGAGAAAAAGAAGAAAGGAGAAAAGCGAGGAGGAAAACGGACUCCCGCGCAGCUCGCCGCAGCCCCAAUCCCGGCUCACGGCCGCGGGCGCUGGGCUCCGUCCGCACCGCCUCCCCAC